UCAAGGUUAGUUCACCAAUAUCAAGCGUAUAAUAAGUUAUUGGUAAUCCAAGAUAAAUGUGAUGAACAAGAGAAGUUUGUUGUUAAAGAUGAAGCAUUAUGGUUUAUGAAGAUAGCUUGGAAUAUGGGACUAAAAUGUAAAGAAGAUCCUAAAAAAACGAAAGAAUUUUUCACGCUUUGUUAUCAGCUUCUAUCAUUGUGUGAGAUAGAUAUAAACACAGCAAGUCGACAGAAGACCUGUAUGAUGAUGGCUAGUUUUGCUUGUCUACAGUUGGCUAGACAUAUUAGUAAUGAUGAUGAAAGGAAAUGCUUGUAUGAAGAAUGUUUACAUCAUGUGAAUGAAUAUAGACAACAAACACAGAGAGCUGAUACACUCUGGGCAACAACUGAUUGUAAUAAUAAGGACUAUUCUGACAUAUUGUUGUUAUUAUGUGAGUUUGAAUCUAGAGUUAAACUUGAUGAUCCACAGAUAGAACAACUUCUAGAUAAAAUCUUAUCCUUACCACAACCAGAUCCUAAAACAUUUGAAAUCAUUGCUACCUUGUCAAUCGAGGCUCCAGCUAAUAAUAAAAAUAUCAGUAUACGAGCUUUGAAAGUGGCGAUUAGAACCCAUUUACAAUCAUCUCAACCAGACUAUGACCGAUGUAGUAAAGAUAUCCACAGUUUAAUACAGAUGUCUAUAUGUAAUGUUACUAGUGAUAACACAGUUAAAGAGGAAGUCAUGAAUUAUUACAAGGAAACCUGUGAUGUCAUAGAGAAUAGAGCUAAGGAAGCUUAUCCUGAAAUGGAAAUUCUGUGGUUAAUGACGAAAGCGUGGAACUGCGGAAUACAUUUCUAUAGGUGUGAUAAUUAUACAGAAGCUGAAAGAUGGUGUGGUAUGGCUUUACAUCUUCUCUCACAUUUAACCACCAUUAAAAAUAAUUAUGAAGAAAAGAUGAAUACAGUUUAUGGUGAAAUAUUAGAAAACCUUGAUAAAGCAAAACCUCUAGCAUCAUUAGAAGAAUAGUUUUGGUACACAAAAUUAUGCUUCUGAUCUUAUUCUCUCUACAUAAUAGAGAAAUGAGGGGUCAUCAGAAUGUGUGGUACUUGUGUAAUGUUUACUAAAUUAUUUGUUAUGUUUGAAUAGAACUGAGUUCCA
Messenger RNA from Patella vulgata (common limpet), 1137 nucleotides. RefSeq names its product testis-expressed protein 11. Gene Ontology annotation, biological process: synaptonemal complex assembly; reciprocal meiotic recombination; male meiosis chromosome segregation. Lineage: Eukaryota; Metazoa; Mollusca; Gastropoda; Patellidae. Bases 106 to 1005 code for a protein of 299 amino acids. The transcript has 11 exons. The record is from RefSeq and is a predicted model, not a curated record. Gene Ontology annotation, cellular component: central element.